This is a messenger RNA of Branchiostoma floridae (Florida lancelet), 2348 nucleotides long. RefSeq names its product glucose-1-phosphate adenylyltransferase-like. Lineage: Eukaryota; Metazoa; Chordata; Leptocardii; Amphioxiformes; Branchiostomatidae. The transcript is spliced from 9 exons. The record is from RefSeq and is a predicted model, not a curated record. The coding region runs from base 429 to 1235 and encodes 268 amino acids. Gene Ontology annotation, biological process: biosynthetic process.
AUUCAAAAGUACCACCUCUACAUAAGGGCCACCUGACCAAUGUGACCACUUUUUGUGGUUCCUUAGAUUAUAGUAAUUUUUCCUAAGGAACAUACAUUAAAGAAUCCUGCCUAUUGUCACCUGUCCAUAGAUACCAGAUUUUCUUGCCGGUCACUCAGUCCUCAGUAGUCCUCUUGGGCCUGAGUGGUCUUCUUAGUGAAAGUUACAAUGGUGGGUGGGUUGCAAGUAGGUUCGGAUGUACUAAGUAAUUCUCUGGAAUAGAAUGAUGGAAACGAAGUGGGAGGAGGUAAGAGAGCCCUUGACAAUGUCUCAUCGUGUGAUGAACGAAGCGACACGAGACAGACUCUCUGAUAUACAGUAGCACUAUAACGAUAAUCUAAACUGCUUCACCUUUGACCUUAUCACUUCCGGGUACCGAGUUUCUAGAGAUGAAGGUGUUGUUUCUUGCUGCGGGGUAUGGAACCAGACUGGAGAGAGACGUACUGGCCGACCAAUCAGGGAAGUAUGAUCACCUGAGGGGCAUACCCAAACCCCUGGUACCUGUUGGCGGACGUCCGCUCAUCUCUCAUUGGAUGGACAUCCUGAUGAAAUUUGACACUGUGGAACAAUUUUAUCUGGUGACAAAUCGGAAGUACCUGACACAGUUUGAAGUCUGGGCCCAGGCCUGGCCAAAGCUGCAGAUUGUAAGUGAUGGAACCACAGACAAUGAGACGAGAAGUGGAGCAGUAAGAUGUAUACAACUUGCAGUGGAACAUUUCCAAAUAACAGACGACUUGUUAGUAAUAGGAGGAGAUACACUACUUUAUGAGGAUUUUGACCUUAAAAACUAUUUAGAAAGAUUCCUCGAGCUGCAAAAGAAGACAGGAGAUGCUUGUUUGGUCACAUACUACAAUUGUGCAGAACAUGAAACAGUGAAGUUUGGAAUUCUUGAGGUGGAUGAGCAUGAUGUGGUAACAAGAUUCCGAGAGAAACCCCGACCAGAGGCGACCCCAUCAAGACGAGCAUGUCCCUGUUUCUACCUGUAUAGCAACAGCAGUCUCCCUCUACUGCAGGAGUUCUUGUCAGAAAGGAAGGAUUGUCCCUUGAAAGAGAUAGAUGCACCAGGCAACUUCCUUCAAUACCUGUACACAAGGAGACCUGUGUUUGUGUACAAGAUAUCUGGAAGAUUUGAUGUAGGAGGAUUACAAUCCUACAUUGUUUGUGACCAGUACUUCAUGCAAAAGAGGGGGCAAUAGUUUACAUGUACAUCAGAUAAUUUCUGCUGACUGUGUUUGAGGAAUGACUAAUUUUACAUUCAAUAUUAUGUAAAAUAUUAUAGGCCACAGCAAAUAAAUUUUAUGGAUGACAUCAGUGCACUCAUUAAUCUUCACCUGAAAAAAAUUUCUAAAUGGUGAUGAACAUGACGAGACAGUACAGAAAUGGAAAAAUGUGUGGUAGAAGAAUGAUUGUACUUGACUUGUAAAAGUGACACUAGCGAGGUAGCCAUGUCUGUAGUAGAAAUGGGUUAUAGAAAUACAAGUUGGAGAGUGGUAAAACUGGCACCAAUAUGGAAUCCAUGUGUGGUUGCCAACUUGGUGAUACCAGUCUACCAUACUAAAUGUCACUUUGACCAAGGUUAUAUCAUGCUUUGACUGCACUUGUGCACUAAAGUAAUGAAUGCCUUGUUGGCUGUGAUUCCAUUUUAGUUACAACUUUUAUGCUGUCUCUUUUGAAGAUUUGGCCAUCUUUUCCCCCCUCAUUAUUUUUGCAGUCUGUAGAGGAUGCCAUCCAUCAAAUUUAAUUGAGAGAAACUCUUGUGAACAAAAUGAAUUUUAUCUAGCCCAGUAUCCAGACUUAUUACAGUUGCAGAAUCUUUGUCCUCUUGCUCAAACACUUGCAUGAGAGGACAGAGAUUUGGCAGGUUUGGAUUAGCCUCCAUAGCAGGCUCUCUGGGGGCUUUUUUGGGCUCAUAAUACACUGGUCGCUGGCCUUUUCUGACUGCCACCCCCCUGCUGCUCCCAUCUUGGGGGGCGGCAGUCAAAAAAGGCCAGCAAUCAGCGACCAGUACAAAUAGAAAUGGCCAGCAAAAGUGUAUUAUGAGCCCAAAAAAGCCACCAGAGCCUGCUAUGGAUACCAGGCUAGGAAUAACUACUUUCACAUCAGUUGAAAUAUUCAUACGAUUACAUGUAACGUUACCUCUAUUGUAAAACAAGUCAUAUUUCCUACAAUGUUAGUCUAGUUUACACAGAUGAAUUCAAUUUGAUCCAGCAGAUGGACAAUUGAUGUAUAAGCUUGUUAGGUCUCUAGAAAGAGGUUGUCAAUAUUUCUACACUUGUUCAUGAUGUUCAAUAAAAUUUUGUGUAGGAAAA